Messenger RNA from Mizuhopecten yessoensis (Yesso scallop), 6285 nucleotides. RefSeq lists its product as uncharacterized. Lineage: Eukaryota; Metazoa; Mollusca; Bivalvia; Pectinida; Pectinidae. Bases 88 to 2109 code for a protein of 673 amino acids. The record is from RefSeq and is a predicted model, not a curated record. The transcript is spliced from 15 exons.
CCAAGGUCUACUUCCGCUCUGGUUCCACUAGCGUCUGUGGGAAGCGUAAUGUAGGGGUAUGGAAUCAGAUUUCGACAAACAUUAGUAAUGGAUCAAUGUACUGUAUACAAGCCAGGUGACUUUGUUUGGGCGAAGAUCCCCAGGCACCCAUGGUGGCCAGCUCAGGUGGUUGCUGAAGGAGAGUGUGCAAUAUUUCACAGUACUGUCGGUGCAAAUAAAAAGAAGAUUUUAGCUCAUGUCAAGUUUAUUAAUGAAAAUUCCUUUGACGACAUCACUGAUUUAAAAUGGAUACAGAGGCUGGACUGUCAAGAUGGAAAAUUGUUGACUCGAAAAGGAUUAUCUACAAAGCUCUUCUCAGAUGCGUUCGAAGCCGCCGUACAGCUGGCCGAGAAGCAAAGUGACAUUUCUCUAUUCUCCAAACAGCAUACCGACCAUGGAGACCAGCAAACCAGUAAAUGUAUAAUUGCGACAAAAAAUGUUAAACAAAGAAGAAAAUCAAACCCAGAAAAUGGAAACUUCACGACAAAAAGAAAACAUAAAGAUGUUCAUGAGGAAAAAGCAAGGAAGAAAAUUUCAAAUAAAAAGCGGAGGUGCUCUCUUGAACCAAGUCGAAAAAUAAAUGUGCUGCCUGAUUUUGAACUUGAUAGUUCCUCAGAUUUAUUGACUGAAGUUAACACUGAACCAUCUAUCAAAAGUUUGAAAACUGGACAGACAAAACUAGCAUUUAAAAAGUCAACGAACUGUACAAAAUCUGUUGAUGUGUGUCAUAAAAGUGUUAAAGACCUGGAUUCAAGUUUUAUCGAAAAAUAUGAUGGUUGUGCGUCGCCUUUGAGAGAGUCUGUAUCAUUGUACACUAGCGAUUAUGGAUCAUCUUCGGGUAUUCUGUCACCAUUGCCGAAUCUCAAUGACAGCAGCUGUUCCUUCGAUUUGCCAACCCCAACCCCAGCAGACAGGAGUGUGUCUUUCAGCACAAGACUGUCCUUUGACCCCAAUUUGCAGAAAGACUCGUGUGAUUCCUCCGAUAGUGACCUUGAACUUCCUGAUGGACUAUCACCUAUUGUAGGAGGUCCACCUGUUUCAGAAAAGGAUAUCAUAUUGAUCAGAUGGAGAAAACAUCCCUUCUGGCCGGCUUACGUAAAGAAAAUUUACUGGAAAAAGCAGCUGCCCUGGAAAAUAUCUGUAAUCUUCAUACAGCCGAUGGAAAAUACUCCUGUUGAAAAGAUAACCUUGCAUUACAAAAGAAAGACUGCCCUCUCCUUCAAUGACAAGGAGAAGAAAAAGAUCCUGGACAAUCUACAGGAGGAAAACAGUGCUCAAUUUUCCAAGGCCUGUGAGGUAGCAGAGGAGUACCUGGACAAGAAAGUCCUAGGACGUUGGAAGAAGGGCAUUCCUGGUCUCCCAGAUACUUAUGAAUCAGAUUCGGAGGAUGGAAAGAUUCCAGAUUUUAUGGACUGCGGCCCAUCAGUGUCUGACAGUACGAGUGAGUGUUCAUCAGCUAGUGGAGACAUUCAGCCUCUAGAUGAUCUCACUAACCCCAAGGAUCGGGAACGGUAUGAAAAGAUGAAAUUGAGGAAUCAGAACGUGAUAGCAUAUAUAAAGUCUGAAGAAAUGAAGAAAUACCUGGUAAAGAUUUACCAUGGGGAGAAAAAGAGCGAGAGACACACCAAAUAUAAUAGUGAAAGGACAAAAGAAAAGACUGCCAUAAGACAUGCUGGUUUUGGACCGAUAGCUGAUGAAGAACAGCAAGAUGACAUUAUCACGAUGUUAAUUAAGUGGCACCAAGAAGUCCAAGGCCAGACACCUGAUCAGCUCCCGAACUAUGACUAUGUAAUGGACGUUUGGAUACCAGAGGCUAUAAUUCAAGGACUAGUUAAAGUUAAAGGCUAUAAUCGGGGCAAGGCAACAGAGAGGUUUGCAAAAGGUGUCAAACUGUCCAAAGGAGAGAAAGAGAGAGUUCAUCGCUCAAUCAUAGAUAGUGCCAAAAACAUCUCGAAGGAAGACUGGAUGAACCACGAAGAGAAAAGAAGCAUUCAACUGAAGGGAAUGGGAAUUGACGUACCACACCGACAACCCAAAAAAGUUGUAAAGCUCCAACAACUCCGGCGGUAACGAUAUGGGUUCAUGAUCCUUCAGUGUUUAUUAAUGCUUCUGUUCAGUCCACUUGUAUAAAGUUGUACCUCAAAUUUGUAUUAUAGUAGAUAAUGUACAGUAUAUUUGGAAGUGUUUUUUAUACCUUCACAGAUAAUUUUACGAGGAAAGAGAGAUACUGUAAAGUUCACUCUGUCCAUUGAUUUAUCUGUUUUGUUCAUCUGUAGAUAUACCGGUAGUUGUUUUUCUGGACUAUUGGUUGUGUUUUUUCUCUUCUGUAUAUUCAUCAGACUUCACAAGAUGGCUGCGUAGGAGUAAGAAGGAUUUUUGGGGUCAAAAGUCAAGAUAUAGUAUUGAUUAAAGUAGUUGUGAAAAAAACACUGCUGGACUGUAGGGUUACUCUCCACCUAGAGAAUUAAGCUCACAGCAGCCUACACGCUUGUAUCAUGCGAAAAAAAGUAAUUCUUCACUUGGUACUUGUAACUGCGCGGGAUAAGUAUGAAUGAUAAGAAUUCCUAUUUUUUUGGGGGUCAAUAGGUCAAAGGUUAAGUUCACAGUGACCUGUAAUGUGAUAAUUGUUUCCAAAUUUGUUCCACCCAGGAUUUGAAACUUAAUAUGAUGAAUAUCCUUAAAAACUUAAAAACUUUAUACAUAUUGAGAUCUUAAAAAAUGGGGGUUAUUGUUGUUCAAGUUGCAAAAAAUAGUGGGGUGGGGGUGAUUUACAUGAAAUUGUGUACAAUUCGCAGAAAUACAUUGACAACCAGGGAUUCACAAUGAUCUAGUGCAAGGCGUACAGCUUAGCAUCAAAAUUCUAUGAUAAAUCAAAGGUAAAACACUUACAGCAGACAAAAGUGUGUUCUUUGUAUUCCAGAUGGCAAAGUUCUCAUUUGCUUAUUUUUAAAUUCCAAUAUAAUACAUGGAAUUUCAUUGCAUACCAAGAUCAUGGGAAGUCUGAACAAGAUUUUGUAGAAAAAAAGCUGCUUUCUUCUUUUGUACUCCUAUUCUCUAGGUAGUAUGUUAAGUAUUUAUUUUUUUGGCUCAUAUGUAGCAUAAUUAUCCUACCACACAAAUUUUUGAUAUGUACUAUGCAAUAUCAUCCACGGUGAUGCCAUGAUGGUGUCACAUAUUCCAGGGCAAAUGUUAAACUAUUAGACCUAUUGUUAAUGUUUCAUCCUGCAUAUAAUUAACACAGAUAUGUGCAUUUUGCAAGCUUUGGUUGAGGAAAUGAUCAAAAGAAUCUCAAAUAAAUUUUUUGAGGUGCACUAUAUGUGUAACAGGAAAGAGAGUAGAGUGCUCCCAGCACGGAUCACACAAGUGACCCCCAGCCUCCCAGCACGGAUCACACAAGUGACCCCCAGCCUCCCAGCACGGAUUACACAAGUGACCCCCAGCCUCCCAGUCCGCCGCUCUACCAAUUGAGCUCAACGGAAAUUCUGUUUAGUGCGAAGCUAGAAGGCAACUGUAAUCCUUUGUACAAUUGAUAUCUACCAUACAUUUACUAGGUAUUACACCAGCGUAAGAUCACCGAGCUUUCUUAAUAUGGCGUAUACAUCUGAGCUUCUUCUGGAAUAUUGACGUAGUACAUACAUGUAUAUGAAAGUAAAAUAAUGUCAUGAUUGGCAAAAAUCUUUUUUUUUUCUAGAGAUAAUUUCAGUGGGACUUGGUCUUAUUUAAUCAAUUCUGAUUAUGAACUGUUGGCAUAUUCCUCAAAUCUUGUUUUAAUAAUUUCUAAGUAUUAAGGUCCAAGUCUAUUCGCAUAAAUUAAUGGGACUUACCCAUAGAUAAACUCAUUCAGUUCACAAAAAAGUCACAAAUACAUAUGCCUGUACUUGAUAUGUAAGGUUCAAUAUUUCAGUUACUUCAGGUUCAUUAGAAUUUCAAGAAUUUUAUUUGACAUGUUUGACUGUAAUGCACAGCACUGAAGCUAAUUAAUUUCCAAAACUCAAUCGCAAAAUACUGUUUUUAGCUUGUAGUUUUACCAUUGAUCUUAAUGGUUUAUACAAAUAUACUGUUUCUUGCUGUGUUCAUUUUGUGUAUAUUCCUGGUGUUGUUUUUUAUUCCCUUCUGAUCAAGCAGAGCAUUUCAGGGUAAGUUUAAUUAACACUGCUAUAAAAACUACCCUGUGUACGUACAGUAUAACAUGAUAUUCAGUAUGUGUUGUAUUUAAGGAAUGUCUAUUUUGAACACUGACAAAUGUCUUGUACCAAAUUGUAUUUUUCUGUAUACGUAAAUGUAUAUCCAUGUAUUAUAUAUAAUAUGCAAUUGUAAAUACAUCAUGAUUGUGCAUCAUGACUUAUCUUUACAUUAUAGUGUAUAAUCUCACUGACUUCGUUGUAUUAUUGAAGGUUAAAUUAAAAGUUCUAAUAAUUUCUAUAUUUCAAUAUUUAUGAGAAACAUACAGCAGUUGUACAAUAAUUAUUUUGCAAUAUUGAAUAGCUGUGAUUCAAUCUAGUUAUUCUAGAUGGCUGUUUCCUUUAUUGUUUUUUUGUCAUUUGGAAGACAAGUUUGGGGCAAAAAUGGAGUUAUUGGAGGUUUAUGGUUUAAUAGAAGCUCUGGAACAUCAUUGUUUUUGUCGUCGUCCUUACUUGAUCGAACAGAUCACACAGUUUCAGUCUUGGAUGUUCUUGAAGGUUGACAAUUGAACCACUGUCAAGUAUUUCUUGCAGAGUUUGAGUUGUUUUUCACACUUCCAAGUCAGUGUAUAUAAAGUGAACACAACUGUAUAGCAGUUUUCAUAACUCAAUAUCUUAAUAAAUUUCUAUAGAUUAUUUUACUAAAUACCAGGUAGUUGUAUUUCAAGUAAAGUCAUUCAAUUUUCAUACUUUAUCAUUUUGAUGUCACAUCUAUCUAUUUCACUUCAUGUCAGCAAGUACAUUUUUAAAAAUAAUAUAAUAUGAAAGUAAAAACUUCAGUAUAUUGUGAAAAUCUCCCAAACAUUUAAAAAAAAAAGGCAGAGUCUAAUGAGAAAAAUCAAGCCCUAGAACAAGAGUUUGAAUCUCAGCUACUAUUCAAAGAUGGCAGCAUGUAGGCUAUUCAACAUGGUAUCUUGCCAAAAAUAACAAAUAAAUUCAAUUUAGUUCUUUUUAAUUAUGUUUAAAAUAUUUUUAACUAUUUGUGCAUUGACAGAAGUUGGAGUUAUUUAUCAUUGUGGUGAAUACUCAUUAUUGAAGAAAAUUUCAGGCACUUAUGGGAACAUUUUUUUAUUGACCGCAGAUUUAAUAUAAGAAACAUUUUUUUCUAUUUAUUUUUUAAAAACUCCACAGCCAAUAGCUGUUGAUAACUUAUGAAUAAAUCACUGGAUUUUUGUUUUUCUGUAAAUUCAUAUUCAGCAUUGAUGGCCAAUGAAAGUAUUACUCAAACAAUUGUUUAUACAUAGCAUAAGAUUUAGACAUCAAUUGAAAUGCAAUUUCCUUUUAAACAAGUAUUGGAGGUUAAGUUUUGGAAAUUGAAUAUAACUAGUCUUCCGUAUACACCUAACAAAGUAUUAUUUACCAGAAUAAGUGUUAUUCAGUGGGGGUUUUUAAGAAUCUUUAAGAACAAAUCUGGCAUACACUUUUGUUUCAAAUUAAUUCAGUUUGCAUUUCAAAGUUUUUAAAAUGUUUUCCAUUUAAAAAAAAAAAAAUUCAUACAGGAAGGUUCUUGACGUUUACAUACAUAAUAAAAAAAAGUUUUUAUGAAAACUUACCUCAAACUAAAAUUCAUUUUGAUUACAGAAUGUAUUUGCCAUGCAGUUUUUAGUUUGAUUGACAGGUGAUGGAAAUCAUGUUAGUUUGGUUUGAUGUUUAUUUUUAGAACAUUGAUGUGGUAAGCAAAACUUCAGAUAUUGUUGAUAUAUACUGCUGUUUUAGAUUUUCUAGAAAAGGUAAUUUUCCUUGUAUGUCAAAUUUGGUAAAAUAACUCUAUUGUAUGUUUAAGCUUUUCCUACCAACAAAAUCUGUUGAAAUGAAAGACCCCCACAAAAUCUUGAGCAUUGAUUACUUGAAAAUAUCAUUUAAUUCAUUCACCCCUGAAAACACAUUUGAAUUCUUCCAAUUCAAUAGUUGGAAUAGUUCAUUGUCAAAUUUCAAGGACAAAUGAGUUAAUACUAAAACUGCAGGUAAACAUGAGACACCCUGUUUAAUUUUUUCGGGCAAGUGAGCUUAUGUCGUGGUGCGGCGUCCGUCGUCCGUCCGUCGUCCUUCCGUCCUCGUCCGUCAA